AUGCUCAUGUCGUGUCGUAUGCUUAUCUUCGUGUCAAAUGGAUCUUUAUUUUCUUUCUCUGUUGUCGAUUCACUCAUCAAGAUAGUGUUGGAGCGAUUCACCACUGCUAUCCGAAUGGCAACCAAUGCGUUCCUGAACGAUGCAAAGGUGGUGUCCAUCGCUAAUGGUGAAUUGUCAUCACUGGCGUUAAACAAUGAAGCAAUGGACGCUAGUAAGCCUCCACAACCUUCACCUGAAGUAUUGCCGGACGAAAUUUGCGUGUAUAGUAACGCCGUAGUUGAAGCUUUGAAUGGGUUGCUCCGAGCCCUAUGCUGUGCUACACCGGCGAAAAGGACGUCAGCCAGAAAGGAGUUCACCCCAUCAUUCACUACAGGAUCCCAGGGACUAGGAUGUCGUACGUCUUCAUCUUUAAAGAAGAAACCAGAGGAGUGA
This is a messenger RNA of Cylicocyclus nassatus, 432 nucleotides long. Lineage: Eukaryota; Metazoa; Nematoda; Chromadorea; Rhabditida; Strongylidae. The record is from the annotation of a GenBank genome assembly.